GAAUUAUUCAGCUCGCCCAGUCCGGCGACGCGAAGCAGCUGCCGUUAGCGGGCACCUCAUAAAUAUGUGUUCCCUUGCCCGCGAGGCAAGGACCUCGAAACCAUCCCAGACACGGCUACGACAGACCGUAAGAAUAUGAUAUCUCCGCCCCUCUAGCCUUCUGCAGUCUUCAUCACUAGCAACCAUGAGCGAUAAGCCAGCAUCACCGGGCCACGACUUGGCCAUAGCCCCAGCCAGCGGCCUCGACAACAACCUCGAGCAAGAGAAAUGCCCCGACACCGAAGGUGCCGCCGUCAUCGGCGAGCGCGACAUCAAGGGCGUCAGGUGGGCCCUCGCCAUCUUUGCCAUCCUCUCGUCUACAUUCCUCUUUGCUCUCGACACGACAGUGGUCGCCGACAUCCAGCCAUACAUCAUCCAGUCGGUAGGCGAGUUUCAAAAGUUUCCAUGGCUCGGCUCCGCCUUUGUCCUCCCUGCGGCCACCCUCCAGCUCCCAUGGGCCAAGGCGUACUCCAUGUUCAACGUCAAGUGGCUGUACUUUGCCAACGUCACACUAUUCGAGAUCGGCAGUGCCAUAUCCGGCGCCGCACCCACCAUGAACGCCCUCAUUGUCGGCCGUGCCAUUGCUGGUGUCGGCGGCUGCGGCAUGUAUAUUGGCGGCCUGACCUACCUCAGCGUCCUCACGACCCCGAGGGAGCGUCCCUUUUACGUUUCCCUCGUCACUCCCGUCUGGGGUCUCGGAACUGUCCUCGGCCCACUCAUUGGCGGUGCCUUUGCUGAGAGCCACGUCGGCUGGCGCUGGGGCUUUUAUAUCAACCUCUUCCUCUACGCCGCCGUCGUUCCCUCCAUGCUCUUCAUCCUGCCGGGCCUCAACUUCAUGCCCAAGCUCACCACGCUGCAGAAGCUCGCCAAGUUUGACUGGCUGGGUCUCAGCAUCUUCGUAGGUUGGGGCAUCUCGUUCGUCAUGGCUAUGCAGUUUGGCGGCACCGUCUACGCCUGGAACUCGCCCAGCGAGAUUAUUCUCUGGGUCUUCUCGGGAGUUCUCAUCGUCGCAAUGGUCCUCAGCCACAUCUACCACCCCUUUAUCGACGCAGAGAACCGCCAAUACCCGGCCCACCUUCUCAAGAAUUUGAAGCUCGGCGCCCUCCAGUACGCCACUUUUGCGGGCCCUGCCGCAGUCUACAUCCCCAUCUAUUAUUUACCCCUGUACUUCCAGUUUGCUCGUGGCGAGACCGCCGUGCAGGCGGCCGUCCGCCUGCUGCCCCUGGUUUUCAUGGUUGUCGCCCUCUCCAUCAUCAGCGGCGCACUUACCACAAAGGUCAACUACAUCUUCCCCUGGUUCUUUGUCGGCGGCAUCCUUACCGUGGUUGGCGGCGCCCUCAUGUCCAUCGUCACCCUCGCCACCAGCAACCCGGCCAUCUACGGGUACACCGUCAUCCUCGGCCUCGGCGGCGGCUGUCUCCUCAUGAGCGCGUUUGGCUGCGCGUCUGCCGUCAUUGCAGAGACCGACGUCAUCGACGCCAUUGGCGUGCUCAGCCUCGCCCAGGGCCUCGGCAUCGUCUUCUUCGUGUCCGCCGCCGGCAUCGUGUUCCAGAACCUCGGCCAGCAGUACAUCGCGCCCAUCUUGCCCGCGGAUUUCGCCGGCCGGCCCGAUGGCAUCCUGGCUGGCAACAGCAGCCCGGACUACCAGAGCUUCUCCCCUGACGUGCGCGCGCUCAUCGGCGAGGCCAUUGUAUCGGCCAUGGGCCGUGUAUAUAUCUUGUCGAUCGCCGCGGGUGCCCUGACCGUGCUGGCGUCGCUCCUCAUCAUCAGAACCAAGGUCCACUGAGCCUUUCAUCAACUUUCAUUAGUGGAGGCGGCACUAUAGGGGGUUCCCAAACACGGCUGUUCCCUCGUGCCCACGUCCGGCAACCUCUUGCGUCUCGUAGCGACUGCCUCUUGUACUGUCCCGUUAUCGUUACUACAUCUCUUGCUGCACGGGCAAUUAUCCGCUGCAAAAGUCUUCCACGACGAGAGCACAAAUGCAUCAAGCCUGCUGGGCUUCCAGGUUGUGCGGUAUUUGUCAUCCUUUGCAUUCCAGGGCCUCUUAAUAGAUAUCAUCCCCCAGCACUGUGUUGCUGAGCCCAGCAGCCAUAUGCUAAGUUUUUCUGCGGCGGACUUGCUUGCCUCGGUG
Molecule: messenger RNA, 2170 nt
Organism: Microdochium trichocladiopsis
Lineage: Eukaryota; Fungi; Ascomycota; Sordariomycetes; Xylariales; Microdochiaceae
Product: major facilitator superfamily domain-containing protein
Exons: 3
Coding region: 185-1825 (546 amino acids)
Biological process (GO): transmembrane transport
Molecular function (GO): transmembrane transporter activity
Source: RefSeq, a predicted model, not a curated record